Molecule: messenger RNA, 1257 nt
Organism: Metarhizium acridum CQMa 102
Lineage: Eukaryota; Fungi; Ascomycota; Sordariomycetes; Hypocreales; Clavicipitaceae
Biological process (GO): lipid metabolic process
Molecular function (GO): glycerophosphodiester phosphodiesterase activity
Source: RefSeq, a predicted model, not a curated record
AUGCCUGCCGUGUCUUCGCUGCUGCUGGCCGGCUUCGUAGCCGUCAGCCAAGUUUCGGCAGCUCCUUAUGCUCCGCAACCCAAACCUAUUAGGAAUAUUGACCUGGGACCCAGGCCGUAUUACCUGGUUAACAACAUGACCGAUGGACCUCUCAAGUCCAAGUUGAAUUCGUGCUCGGAGAUGACUAUGAAGCCAUCUACCUUCUCAAUUGGCCAUCGCGGCGGAGCUUGUCUACAGUUUCCCGAGCACUCCAAGGAGUCUAAUAUGGCCGGAGCUCGCAUGGGAGCCGGCGUGCUAGAGUGCGACGUCACCUUUACCAAGGAUCGCCAACUGGUUUGCCGCCACAGCCAGUGCGAUUUGCACACGACCACCAACAUUGUCAACAUCCCAGCUCUCAAUGCAAAGUGCACAAAGCCCUUCACUCCGGCAAAAGAUGGAAAGCUUGCGUCGGCCAAAUGCUGCACCAGUGACAUCACUCUCGCCGAGUUCAAGUCUCUUUGCGCCAAAAUGGACGGCUCAAACGCUACUGCUACCAACCCCAAGGACUACCUUGCCGGUACGCCAGAUUGGAGAACUGACCUGUACGCCACCUGCGGCAAAGUCAUGGACCACAAGGAACACAUUGCCAUGGUCGAGGCUCUUGGCCUUGAGCACACGCCCGAGCUGAAGGCACCCGAAGUCCCCAUGCCGUUUGCUGGCAACUACACGCAUGAAGUAUUUGCCCAGCAGAUGAUUGACAACUACAAGAACGCCGGUAUACCUGCCUCAAGGGUUUUGUCCCAGAGCUUCGAGCUCGAGUCGCUCCAAUACUGGCUCAAGCAUGAACCCGAGUUUGGCAAGAAUGCUAUUCUUCUCGACCAAUCUGGCGACGAAGCAGGCGCGAUGCCGCAAGCUGUCCAGAACUUGACCCUGUAUGCAAAAGAAGGCAUCAAGUCCAUGGCUCCCCCAAUGCACUAUCUGGUUGAAGUAAAGAACGGCACCAUGGUCCCCAGUGCGUAUGCCAAGAAGGCCAAAGAACUGGGUCUGAGACUGAUAACGUGGAGUCUGGAGCGAUCUGGCCCUCUUGCUCUUGUUCAUGCCCAGGGCGACUACUAUUAUACCGGUGUUCAAGAUGCGGUGACCAAAGACGGAGACAUGUACAACUACGUCGACGUUUUGGUGAGAGAGGCCGGCGUGUCGGGCAUGUUCUCUGACUGGAGCGGUACCGUCACUUAUUACGCCAAUUGUUUUGGUAUUGGUCUGAAAAAGGGGGACUAG